Molecule: messenger RNA, 1399 nt
Organism: Pecten maximus
Lineage: Eukaryota; Metazoa; Mollusca; Bivalvia; Pectinida; Pectinidae
Exons: 4
Coding region: 353-1399 (348 amino acids)
Source: RefSeq, a predicted model, not a curated record
UGGCAGGAAAUUUGAAAAUGGCAGGAAAAUGUUUCCCAGUGAAUGUGUGAAGACAUCGUGAUUAUUUAUGAUUUGUUUUAUACAACUGAAGCUAUGGAAAUGUUAACAAGGACGUUUCCUGCAAUAUUAACCAUGAGUUAGACAUAUUGGUUAUUGCAAAAUGUAAACUCCUGCUCGAUUCAUGAAUAGGACCGAUGGCGCCCGCCAUCUCGGUACAGUACAGCAGUAGGCCUAACUCUUGAUCUAUGAUAUCAACGAGGCGACGACGUUACUCGAAUCACAGAAAAAGUUCAUUUACCCGGUUAUUACUAGAAGAGUUAGGUAAAAUGAAACAAGAAUUUGAAGACAAAUUAUGAAUGAAAAUGACAGCAGUGGACCAUGUAGGAAAGUUGGACGAUCCCGUAAAAGAACUCUUACUCCACAUAACCCUUAUGAUCAGCUGACUUACCAAGAGGAAAGUUCAAAAUCAGACCCUACAAAUACAAACUUUCAAAAAGAGGUCACUGUUUUGUCACAGACACAAAUUGAUGCUGUAUCUGCUGGAAAUGAUAUUGCUGGCAAAAUAGACAUAACCCACACCUCAAACAAUAAAAAUGAUCUCUGGUUUUCAAAUUCUUUUGUUAAAAGUAACCAAUGUAAUGUUGGAAAGAAAAGCACAAGUCAUCAUCUGAAUGAUUGCCUGAUUUCUUCUGUACCAAAGAAAAUAAGAUUAGAUGUGGAUUUCAGUCAGAGGUCCCAAUCUGACAACAACUGUUAUGACAGAACUGGUGUAGAUUUGGUGAAGCACAGCAAACAGAUUUCUGCUGCUAUUGUUAAUGAGGAGAUAAUUAGAAGUGUCCAUUCGAAUAUAGACAAAUCUCCGUUAAAACAGCAUAAAGAAAUGGCUGGCUCCCCUUUGACGAGUAAUAAAGGGAGUUUCCUUCAUCACUUCCACUCAACUCCAGUUAGACAUCUCAAAAUGAAGACAAGUGCAGGGAAAAGUGAGAUGUUUUCAAGACUAAAUGAAGCUGAAGACAUCCUGAACAACAGUGAUGAUAUUUUAGCUGGACUUGAUAUUGCUGACAAUGAAAAUGAUGGGAAUACAGCUCUAAACUUUAAAACAGUAGCGAACAGGAAUGGUACACAUAACUAUGAUCGAGCACAGGAUCUGACAAAUACUGAAAAAUACAACAAGUGUAAAGGAAAUUCAAAUGUGGCUUUAAAUAAAGGCCAAAGGGGAGAUCACUCUAUGGAAAGUCAUACAACUAUGGCACAGCCACAAGAGACUGCUAAAAAAACAAACUGUAUAAGGCAUAUGGAUAUUUCUGAUGAUGACAUCUUUGCACCAGAUAGUGAUUUUCUUAGUCAGAUAGAAAGUUUGGAAAGACAAGCAGACAUUACUACAGAUAAACAAAAAUAG